Rhincodon typus (whale shark) is the source of this 1770-nucleotide messenger RNA. RefSeq names its product solute carrier family 2, facilitated glucose transporter member 10-like. Gene Ontology annotation, biological process: transmembrane transport. The record is from RefSeq and is a predicted model, not a curated record. NCBI's taxonomy places the organism in Eukaryota, Metazoa, Chordata, Chondrichthyes, Orectolobiformes, Rhincodontidae. The coding region runs from base 1 to 1770 and encodes 589 amino acids. The transcript has 4 exons. Gene Ontology annotation, cellular component: membrane. Gene Ontology annotation, molecular function: transmembrane transporter activity.
AUGGCUGUACAUGAGGUUGCGUUGCUGGAUGGGGCUUUCGCUUCUCUGGCAUCUCGCCUCGUUCUGCCUGACCCUGCACUGGGAGCAGGUGGAUCAAGGGGGGCAUCACAUCGGAGCCGAAUUUCCGUGGCGGAAAUCGUUGAAAUUACUGCCGUCUCUACACUGGCAUCGAAGACUGAAAUGGGUGAUAACAACAACUGUGUGCAUCCUAGGAUAUCAAAGGAAGUAGCUACAGGGACAGUACAUGCACUGGUUGUAAUCUUCCAGGAAUCAUUGGAGUUGGGAAAAGUUCCAGAGAAGUGGACUGCCAAUAUAACACCCUGUCAGCACAGAGCAGCUGAAGGUCGGCUUUCACAUGUCCUACUACUGUCAUCGACAGUGGCCCUUCUUGGUGGACUGAUUUUUGGAUAUGAAUUAGGAAUCAUCUCGGGUGCGCUACUGCAGCUCAAGGAAGUCUUCAGCCUUAGCUGCUUGCAGCAAGAAAUAUUGGUCAGCGCCCUUUUGAUUGGGGCUUUCGUUGCCUCAUUGAUUGGAGGGAUAGCUGUUGAUUAUCAUGGACGAAGAAACUCAAUCAUUUUGAGUGCAGUACUACUGUGUGUUGGAAGCAGUAUUCUCUUACUGUCCUCCUCAUUCGUGCUGCUAGUGAGUGGCCGGCUGACUGUAGGAUUUGCCAUGUCCAUUUCGUCCACAGCCUGUUGUAUAUAUGUUUCUGAAAUCGUUAGCCCCCAUCAUAGAGGCAAGUUGGUGUCUCUUUAUGAAGUUGGUGUCACAGUUGGCAUCUUGAGUGCCUAUGCAUUAAAUUACAUUUGGGCAGAUAUAAGAAAUGGAUGGAAGUACAUGUUUGGUCUGGUCAUUGGCCCAGCGGCUUUCCAAGGAGUCAGCGUUCUUCUCCUUCCCUCAACCAUUGAGAGGGUCAGAAGUCAAGGUGAUGAUUCACAGAAAAUUCUGCUACAAUUACACAAUGGAGAGCAUGAUGACUCAGACUCCGAGGAUGUUAAUUCAACACAAGGAAUCAACCAACAUUACAGUUACCUUGAUUUAUUUCGAUCUAAAGACAACAUGAGAGCCAGAUUACUGGUGGCACUGGGUUUAGUGUUGUCCCAGCAGCUCACUGGCCAGCCCAAUGUGCUCUACUAUGCCUCGACCAUCUUUAGGUCAGUAGGAUUUCAGAGCAAUGCUUCAGCAGUACUAGCUUCAGUCGGACUGGGAAUAGUCAAAGUUGUUACUACUGUAGUAGCCAUGAUAUGUACUGAUAAAGUUGGAAGACGAACAUUGCUAAUCGCUGGCUCUGUUGUAAUGUCAGUGUCAGUCACUGUGAUUGCGUUCUCAAGCCAGAACAUUACAAUGGAAUCCCAUAUGAGCUGCAGAGUAAACACCCGGGUUAAUGACUCAUACCAUAUGUUAAAUUCUAGUACAGUUUACUCCAAACCAGUUCUUUGGAAACCAAAUCCAACAUUCAGCAAGGAAAGUUCAAUGAAAGGCCAGGGCAAACAGCAAGCAGCAAAUGAUGAAGGAAUGAACAGCAGUUCACUCAGUGAGCCAGCAAUUCGAUUUGUCAGUGCAGUGGACUCUUUAAAUAAUACUUCACAUGAAGAUUUCCAUUUGAGGAAAAUAAGGAGUCACCUGACACAGCCAGCAGUAAGCUCUGCUCACAUCUCCAAACAUUUAGCCUUAAAUUGGAUUACACUGCUUUUCAUGAUGGCCUUUGUCAGCGCAUAUUCAUUUGGGUUUGGUCCAAUGAAGAAUUUUGAAAGACUUGCAUUUAUCUAA